Molecule: messenger RNA, 1385 nt
Organism: Cuscuta campestris
Lineage: Eukaryota; Viridiplantae; Streptophyta; Magnoliopsida; Solanales; Convolvulaceae
Source: the annotation of a GenBank genome assembly
CGUGUUAUAGAGAUCUUACAAGAUUAUGGAUUGUAUGGGGUGGAGAAAGUGGGUGGAUUACAGUUAGAUUGGGCUCUGAUUACUUCUUUAGUGGAGAGAUGGAGACCCGAGACACAUUCAUUCCAUCUUCCAUUUGGAGAGGUGGGAAUUACACUACAAGAUGUUGAGGUUUUACUUGGAUUGCCCGUAGAUGGCAUUCCAUUGUCGGGGGGCACUAGUCGGUCAAGAGAUCAAUGGAUUCAGAUUUGUGAUGACAUGAUGGGUUUGAUACCUGAACCAUCUGAUAUUACGUCUUCUACGAUUAAGAUAUCUGCAAUUGAACCGAAGACGCUGACAGAGCACAGUGUAGAAGUUGAUUACCAACAGCAUGCUAGAGCUAUCAUGUUUAAGUUGAUGGGUGGUAGCUUAUUUCCCAACACGACGGGAAAUAAUGUUAGUUUGUAUUUGUUGGAGGUAAUCAUGGGUGACUCUGUGCUGGUGCGGGGUCGUGCCAUAGGUGCUGUGGUUCUUAGUUUCUUACCUAGGGGUAUUGUACCAUUGGAGCAGCUGGUUAAUGUUCCAUAUGGAGUCAGAUGGGUGUGUUAUCAUCGGUGGUCAGAUUGUACGACACACUCCUUACGAACUUACAGGAACCAGCUAGAUAGGUUGCUCGAUGGAGAGUUGGUUUGGAUGCCGUAUCCGAAUGUCGAUACCCUACCACCCUGUUGUUCGGCCGGACUCCGAAUAUGGAUAUCACGCAUCCCUUUGAUCUACGGAUAUGUCGUGGAGAUGUACUAUCCGGGUCGAUUUUGCAGACAGUUUGGUGCCCGCCAACGUGUUCCUCUCGAUGUUGUCUAUCCUGUAUGGCAGAUUGCCAUCAGCGCCUUGAUCCAGCAUCCAAAAAUCAAGAAGCCUACAACUGGCUUAAUGCCAUUCCAGAACACAAGUGGGCUUUGUCACAUGAUGAAGCACCACGCACAACAAGGGAUAUACUCUGUGGUGGUGGAUGGGUCAUCCUACAUUGCUCAACGGGAGACAUUUACGGUGAACUUAAAUGCACGAACAUGUAGUUGUGGUCAAUGGUCCUACAUCAACGCUUACUCUGGCAUUAUAAUGCCGCUACCGGAUGAGUCUCAAUGGCCUACUCCAGAGUACGAGAUCCUGAGGCCAACACCACGACAGAGCACACGAACCGACCGACGUAUGAGAACCCGCUAUCCGAAUAACAUGGACUAUCGACCACGGAGACAUCCUAACGAGGAAUAGCUUUGUCAUGAAUUUCAAUUAUGUCUGAGUUUAUGUAUUAUUAAAUUUUACAAAUAAGUCAGUCAUGGAUUGUGUUUUGGCUUCUUCUUUUUAUGAAUAAAUUGUUAUAUGUACUCUAGCAAUAAAAUUAUUGUGUUUUG